Mytilus californianus (California mussel) is the source of this 2311-nucleotide messenger RNA. Its product is annotated as solute carrier family 23 member 1-like. Gene Ontology annotation, cellular component: membrane. Gene Ontology annotation, biological process: transmembrane transport. The record is from RefSeq and is a predicted model, not a curated record. The coding region runs from base 18 to 2075 and encodes 685 amino acids. Gene Ontology annotation, molecular function: transmembrane transporter activity. NCBI's taxonomy places the organism in Eukaryota, Metazoa, Mollusca, Bivalvia, Mytilida, Mytilidae. The transcript is spliced from 12 exons.
CUAAGGGAAACAAUAAUAUGGAAGUAUUUGGAUGUGGAUAUGGCAGAAGACCUUCUAUAGCUGAAGGACUAGAAGCUGUCAGACAAAGGAGGUUUUCAAUACGAUCGAAAGGAUCUGGGGAUGAAAAUGCUGAAAACUCUGAUGGAUUUAAAGGCGAAAUCAAUCCAGUUUUCAUGCUACGAAAUGGGUCUAUAUCAUCGACGAUCCCCAUUGAGUUGCCUUCUAAACGAACAUCUGUCUCGUCCUCACGACCAUCAGAUGCUGGAUUGUAUCUUUCAAAGCUUAAAGAAAUUGACGAAGAAAAAGACCCAGAAAAGAAUGUAGAAACAGUUGACGAGUCUUGGAAACUGGUGUACAAAGUCAGUGAUGGUCCACCGAUUUUACUAACUUUAUGUUUUGCUGUGCAGCAAACUUUGAUGUCCCUUCCUGGUUGUGUUAUAACAGCAGUUCUCGUAUCUGGAUCGGUCUGUGGCGAAGAGGAUGAAGUUUUGAAGGCGAAACUAUUGGCUACUACAAUUUUCUUAUCAGGAAUUACAACUUUCCUGCAAGUAACGUUUGGAGUGAGAUUACCAGUUUUCCAAGGUCCUACUCCAGCAUAUGUUAUACCCAUUUUAGCACUAGCAUCACUACCCGAGUGGGCGUGUCCAAUAGAUGCUGUAGGCAAUAAUAGCACAGAGAGGUUGUUUACAAUGGGGAAUGAGACAUUUGAUCUUGAAAGGUUACGCUCAGAUUACAUAUACCCAAGAUUACAGACGCUCCAAGGAAGUCUUAUAUUUGCAGGAUUGUUACAUUGUUUAAUAGGAUUGACGGGACUGGUCGGAUUACUGUUAAAAUUUAUAGGUCCAAUAACAGUUAUUCCAACAUUGCUUCUUAUUGGAAUAGAAUUCUACACAAUUGUCACAGGUCUCUGCGAUUCUCAUUGGGGCAUAUCAGCCAUAACGGCAGCUAUAGGUAUCAUAUUAGCGGUAUAUCUAGGAGGAUGGGCCAUGCCAUUACCAGUAUGGUCUAGAUCACAAGGUUGUCACAUCAUAAGAUUCCCGUUACAACAAGUGUUAGCUAUUCUUCUGUCAAUGAUGAUUGGUUGGACAGUAUCUGGGAUCAUGACUAGUACCGAUUCUAUCUCGGAUGAUCCGAACAGUGAACAGUAUAAAGCCAGGGCAGACUAUGGUAUUGCUACCAUAAAAAAAACACCAUGGUUCUAUGUCCCAUAUCCAGGUCAAUUUGGAUCAAUUGGUUUUGAUGGUGGUGUGUUUGUGGCAUUUGUUACUGCAACACUGACUUCAAUUAUAGACUCGAUAGCCGAUUACUACGCAUGUGCAAAAAUGUCCCAUGUUCCUCCACCACCACUUCAUGCAGUGAAUCGUGGGAUAGCAUUUGAGGGCUUCAUGAGUAUGAUAGCUGGAUUUUUUGGAGCAGGACAUGCUACAACAACAUAUGGUGGAAAUAUUGGUACCAUUGGAAUGACAAAGGUUGCUAGUAGAAGAGUUUAUCAAGUUUUCGCAAUUAUCUUGAUAGUGUUUUCUGUGUUAGGAAAAUUUUCUGCUGUUUUUGUUACUAUACCUGACCCAGUCAUUGGAGGUAUAUCUGUUGUUGGAUUUGGAACAUUUCUUGGACUUGUAAUGUCAAACCUCCAGUAUAUAGACUUAAAUUCCUCUAGAAAUUUAGCUGUCAUUGGAAUAUCUUUGUUAAUUGGCUUAAUGGUUCCAAAUUGGACAAAGAAACAUCCAGAGUCACUUUCAACUGGCCUACCAGACCUAGAUAGUCUGCUACAAACUAUUCUAUCAAAUCCAAUGAUGGGUGGAUUUGUCGCUUUCUUCUUAGAUAAUACAAUUUCAGGGUCAAAAUUAGAGCGAGGUUUAGCCGAGUGGGAUACUUCUAAUCAAGAUGUAGAAGAAAUUUCUGAUUGUGAUUAUGAAGAAGAUGUGACAGUUUAUGAAAUACUUUCUAUUUCAAAAUUACUGAAAAAUGUAACAUGGUUGAAAUAUAUUCCAAUACUUCCUAACUUUGAUCCAAAUGUUUAUAAAUGUAAAUGUAACUGUUCAUGUUGUGGACGUUGUAAAAAAGAGAAAUUUUGAAUGUGUUCUUUUUUCCAUUAUACAUUUUUGAAAUUUUUUUUUGCAUUUAAUUCAAGAUAUAAAAGUCAUAUACUAUAUUAAGGGGGUACAGAACACCUAAGGGAGUUAACUCUUUAAAAAUCAGCUCUGAACGUUUUCAUCACCUACAAUUUGUAAAGAAAAAUCAAGCUUCUUUAUAAUGAUCAAAAUUAGUGUUUGUCAAACUGCUAUAUAUCCAAUAAAAUUAUUCCUGUAAA